Eimeria acervulina is the source of this 846-nucleotide messenger RNA. RefSeq lists its product as hypothetical. The record is from RefSeq and is a predicted model, not a curated record. NCBI's taxonomy places the organism in Eukaryota, Apicomplexa, Conoidasida, Eucoccidiorida, Eimeriidae. The transcript has 3 exons. Bases 1 to 846 code for a protein of 281 amino acids.
AUGCAAUCCAAGCAGCAGCAGCAGCGGCAGCAGCAGCAACAGCAGCAGAAACAGCAGCAGCAGCGGCAGGAUAGGCAACAACAACAGCAGCAAAAAGGAGAACAGCAGCAGCAUCAGCAGCAGCAACAGCAGGAACAGCAGCAGCAGCAGCAGCAGCGGGUAGAUGGAGAUGCGUGCUGCAGCACCGAUAGAAACAUCAGCGAGGGUUUGUACGAUCAGCAGCUGCCUGUACACCCCAAAGGGCGUUGGGAGAUGCCAGAAGUUUCAGAGCAGACAUUUAAAAUAACAAAAAAAGCAGCAGCAGCAACAGCAGCAGCACCAGCAGCAGCAGCAACACCGACACCAGCAGCAACACCAACACCAACAGCAACACCAACAACAGCAGCAGCAGCAGCAGCAGCAGCAAAUGUGUUUGUCUGCUGCAGGGUGAUUUUAUAUCGGUUGGAGGUUCCCGAAGAGAUUUGUUUAUUUGCUCUUUUUUAUGUUUUUUAUAAAACUCCUAUUAACAACAGCAGCAGCAGACAUCACAAUCUCACAAUGCAGCAGCAGCAGCAGCACGAGAUGCAGCAGCAGCAGCAGCAACAACAACAACAGGAGAUGCAGCUGCAGCAAUAUGAUCAGGUGAAAGAGCAGAUACAGCAGCAGGACCUGCAGCAGCAGCAGCAGCAGCAGCAGCAGCAAGAGGAGGCGUUUGUUUUUAGCAGUUUGUUGGGGUCUCCUCCCUGGGCUUCUCCCGUGUUGCAGAGACACCGCAAAACUUUUCAGCUGUCUCUUCACCAGCUCGCAGCAAUUAAACACAAAAUCAUGCAGCAAACCCAGCAGCAGCAGCAGCAGCAGCAGGAGUAG